AGAUAUCUCUGAGUUGUUGGUCACUCCCAAAGUUUCAAGAAAAUGAUUGCAGUAUCCAAGAUUGUUUUCGUAGUGGCACAGGUGAUCCUGACACAUUCCUUCGUUUUUCGAAGCAUUAUGGAAGCCUCUGGAAAUCCUCUGUACUUCUUCUACGCCGCUAAUCAAAAAAUGUGUUUGAAGGGUUGUUAUGAAGAGAGUAACUGCACCUACGUAGUCUAUGAGCAUUUUUUCGAUGGACAUCACAAUAAUCGCUGCGAAUUGUACUCGGAAGGCAACAAACAGAUUAAUUCUACUCAAGUGUAUAAACUUACCCGUCAAGAAACAGAUGCGAUGUGCCAGACAUCGGAUGUCGCUCGAACCAUCACAUUUCAAAAGAUACCGUCUUCAAAUACCACCUCGAUACCACUAGCUUGCUCAAAUACGUCAAUUGAUGCGUCGACCCUCACCACCUUCAAAGCCUCGUAUUACAACAAUUUUCGUUUUUUCUUCGAAGAAUGGGCAGGGAUUCCAAGGGACUACACCAAUUCAUCGUACAGGUUGAGUUUCUCCAAAGGACCAAGAUCUGGCUGCAUAUCGGUUCCAGUUUUCAGGAAAACAAUGCCUCGUCGCUUUUACUUCGGAAGUAUCUACAACACCACCGGUUACUACUUUGCUAACGCAUAUGCCUUCGCUGACUACUGUUCCGCCGAUUGUUUGGGAACGCAGGCAAUUCAAAAAUACGUAGAUGAUCAUGGCAACUACAUCUAUGAUAAGCCAGGAAAUACAAAACUUCGUGGCUUAAACGAUUCUGGCUUGGGUCAGAUGUUCUUUAUUGCGAGUUUCAAAACAAAGUGA
Messenger RNA from Cylicocyclus nassatus, 834 nucleotides. The record is from the annotation of a GenBank genome assembly. Lineage: Eukaryota; Metazoa; Nematoda; Chromadorea; Rhabditida; Strongylidae.